GAGGAUCUGACAAAGUUCAGUAAAAAUUGUGUGCUCAACAGUGUUUUAAUCCGCAACAGUUUUUGGUUUAAAUCAAGGAUUUUCAAGGAGAUUUAAUUUCACGACAGGGAUAAAGUUAUAAAGAUGGAAAUCGACAUUUUUGUACUUGAUUUAAUGUUAUGUUUUUAUUUACAGAUUUUACUCUUAUUAAUAUUAAUAUACUUAUUGUCGUCAGAAUGGUUCAGUGGGAUGUCAAAAUUACAGAAGUAGAGGAAGGGAAGGACGUCACUGAAUCUGUUGUAUCGGUCGGGGAAGGAAAACGAACGCAUUUGUGGCAGUAUGUAUAUACCACGAUGUUGAUAUUCUACGUUGCUACUUGUGUAACACUAGGAGCCUUUCGGGAUUUCGGUUGUUCCCUCGAUGGUUUCUUAGUUGUCUGGUGGACCGCAGAGGCUGUUUUUCUUUUUGUUGGCACGAUUUUUGAGUUCGUACACAUUCGUCGCGUUGACGAUUCAGACGUCGACGUCAGGUCUCGCUGUCCCUUAAACUGCGAUUUGUUACUUGUUAUCUGGGGAGUCAUCGGAAUCAUAGGAAACUAUAUGGUUCAGCAUCAAGUGGACACAGUCUGCUCAAUGUUUCAAUGGUCUGGGUUAUUAAUUUGGAGCAUCGUCUCUAUUGUUAUCGUUGUCGUGGGAAGGAUUUCGAUCAAAGUUUGUUACUAAUUUCGAAUGCAGCAAUCAUUUGCAAAUAAAACAUUAUGACGAAAGACCUUUAAUAACUGUAAACUCAGCUGAACAGCCGAGACUUAGCUAUAUCUUUUCAAUACAACUUCAACUCUUAAUAAUUUUUAUUUAGCGGAAUACAUCUAUGUUUAUGCAAUCUUAUAUUAAUGUUCAAAUGAAAGGAGUGUUUGAAACUGUUUGAAACGGAGACU
This is a messenger RNA of Styela clava, 913 nucleotides long. The record is from RefSeq and is a predicted model, not a curated record. NCBI's taxonomy places the organism in Eukaryota, Metazoa, Chordata, Ascidiacea, Stolidobranchia, Styelidae.